Lymnaea stagnalis (great pond snail) is the source of this 3258-nucleotide messenger RNA. The record is from the annotation of a GenBank genome assembly. NCBI's taxonomy places the organism in Eukaryota, Metazoa, Mollusca, Gastropoda, Lymnaeidae.
GAAAGAACAGAAAACACACGUAUAUCUGUAUGAUGUAUUGGGAAGGGGGAUUGUGGUGGGGAUAGGCCCGUUGUUUUCAUGUCAGUAGUUACAUCCUGGACGCGGUCACUCCAGCCCAACCCAGCCUACACCAUCCCUGUUGGCUCAAAGGAUCUAUAAAUGAUGUCCGUCGUCGCACUUCUACGUGGUAGAUUCAACAGCUAGACGCAGGGAUCAUCUCUUUCUUUGGCAAUUGAAAAAACAAAACAAAAACUAUUUGAAAUCCAGCAACUAUGUUGCGUUUCUGUUCCUUAGUGUUGGUGUUUCUGGUUCUCGGAGUUGCUGGGGUUGGUGGGGUAGGUGAGUACAAACUGUGUUUCAAUGAAUAACAUUGUCUUAACUGAGGACGACAAGUCAUUUAAGAAGAUAAAUUGAAGCGAUCCGCUUUGCUAUAAUUGUAUAACUUCUCACCAAGCUUUAAGUUCAUAACUUCUUACCUAGCUAUAACUUCAAAGCUGCUCACCUAGCUAUAGCGACAUAACUUCUCACUUAUCUAUAAAUACAUAAAUUCUCUUCUAAUAAAUAACUAGAUAACUCCUCACCUAGCUAUAACUAUAUAAAUUCUCACCUAGCUAUAACUGCAUAACUUCUCACCAAGCAAUAUCUUCAUAACUUCCCACCUAGCUAUAACUAUAAGCCUCUCACCUAGCUAUAACUACAUAAAUUCACACCAAGCUAUAACUUCAUAGCUUCUCACCUAGCCAUAACUUCAUAACUACUUAUUUCACCUUACAUUAUUUAAUCUCAAAAACACUACGUCCAAUAGCUGAAUACAUCAAUGUUAGUGAAGUUACUGUCUAGCAGCCCUGUAAAGACCAAUGUUAGUUAACUUACGGUCUCAAAGUCAAGCAGGCAUUCAUUAAGUCCCUUCAAACCACAUCUGCUAAAUAGAUGAAAUUCGGCCACUACAACGUCUCUAAAACAAAGAAGUGAACGCUGCUAUCUUCUCAUGAUUAUUGUUCCUUACAGGUCCUGGCAUCAACCAUUGUAUGUUGGACUGCGACUAUGACAGUGGUUACAUAUUGAGCCCAAAAGGUUGUCACUGUGUCCCCAUUAACAGUGGAACCCCGACUUGCCCCGAACUCAAGCUACCUUGCCCGACUGAAGGCUGCAGGUAUGUGGCUAGUUGUGUGGGAUGCUUUUGAAAUGAUUAUUAAGUACAAUAGCAGAGCGGCCAGCACUGGUACAAAGUAGCCAGGUGUAAAAACUUGUUAAAAUGUCACCAUACAACAAGGGAGAUCACUACGUGUAUGAUAAGGAAGGUCAUAUUUGGGGUUUUAUUUAAGACAAAAAAAAAACGUAAUGCUACAACUGUGUACAGUGUAAUGCUACAUUUGUGUACACAGUGAUCCCACAUUUGUGUAAACUGUAAUGAUAAAUCUGUGUACACUCUGAUACUAAAUUCGUCUGCACUGUAUUGCUACAAUUGUAUACGGUGUAGUGCUACAUUUGCGUACACUGUGAUGCUACAUUUUAUUUACAGGGUAAUGAUGCACUUGUGUUCACUGUAAUGCUACAAAUACGUACACUAUUAUGCUACAUUCGUACCGUUAACUCGAACAAGGUCAAUUUCACCAUCGCAAUGUUCAUUGAACUCAAGUGAUUAAAACAGUUAUCCAUCUUCCUACUUUAAGAAGAAAAAAAAAAUCUCCUUUAAAAUGGGAUGUUGCAGGAUACAGCUAUAAUUAACGAGAAUGAAGGAUAAUAAUACAUGAAGGAAUGCGUUCAACGUGUGUGAAGGAAAUUGCAGAACAAGGCACGUGGAAGUUUGAAUCGAAAGACGGGGCAGUAAGAGAAGAAAGAACGUUUCGGCAGACAGAACAAAUGAAAAUUUGACCAGACAUAGAGUCUAGUUUAAAAACUUAAGUGAUCGCAAUGGUUAAUCUUCUGGUUCUGGUAAUGUUUCGUCGCUGCAUCCAUGUACUGGCAUCUUCGCAACGGUUGGGGGUAUGAUGUUGCUAUUCUAACAGCUCCUAGCUGAUGCCAGGGCAGCCUUGAAACUUUCGACCAAUGUCUUCUAUGAAAGUUGGAUUUUUCAAAAUUAAAAUUUCCGAAAGUGAAAGAAUUUAUUUGCUAACUCUGUGGAAACAUACGAGCUUAACGGACAACACUAUUUUGGAGGGGUAUAAAACGUUAGAACUAAGAAAAGAAAUGCAUGGAAAUUGUGGAACUAUACUUGUCUUAUCGUCAUGCCUUUCGAUUCAAGCUUCCAGAUACCUUGUUCUACUUAAAUCUUCUAAUUGAUUAAUGAGAAAUAAUUGAAUAGACCCCCCCCCCCCCCAAGCAUCGUGUUAAGUGUUUGGCGGGGUUCCACUGUUCUGUAGAUCAAAAUGUUCAUUAUACAAGUUUAACUGUGACGUCAUUUCAAUUGAAAGCAAAUCCCCCACCCCUCUAAAAAAAAAAGGUACAGCAAAAUUCCUUCACAGUUUAGAGAUGUUUGAAGCUAAGUAACUUGAUGUCACUUUCAGAUUUGGUCCAAGAGUGGGACAAGACGACAACGGCUGCCUGGCGUGUAAGUGCCGCGCACCGAGCAGAUUGGUGCCCAGGCAAACGCGGUGCCCACCGGUCUGCGCCAUUUACUGUCUAAACGGCAACGUGCUGGAUGACAACGGCUGUCCGACGUGCAUCUGCAGACCUGGCCCCGUGAGACCGCCGUGGGAGGUUGGGCCCGUUUGGGCGUAGCAGCUGAAACCCCUGUUCCCGUAAGGUCACCUUGGGGUUAUGAGACCUCUCGGGUGUAAUGAUUUGUUUUUGUUGAAUAUGACUUCCGGUGCCUGACGGAAUCGGACGUUCUCAGCAUCCGUGUGUGUGUGUGUGUGCACGUGACGAGUUGGUCAACUAAAACAACAGUACACGCGUUUGAAACUGAUUUUUAUUUUGUACCUGUAUAACCUAAGCCAUUAUAUUUUCCUUGAUGAUUUGUUGAUAUUAAUUCAAGUUGUGUUGUUCUUUUGUUGAAUUGUGUUGUUAUUGUGUAUUCAAGUGUAAACAAUUCAUGCAGUUACCUACUGAUGUCAUAUAAAGAUUUUUUUUUUUUUAAUCUAUAUUAAAAUGGGUUGUAACGAGCCUCUGGAAUUAUUGUAAUUUAAAAUGUUCGUGCUAGUGUUUAUUCCUGAAAUGUAAAAGUUCUGCGUUGCACUCAAUGAAUGUGAUUGUAUUUUCCACCCUCUUGACCGAUGGACAGAUAUUAAACACUCGGAGAGUAAUUUUUGAAAAGGU